Seminavis robusta is the source of this 8362-nucleotide messenger RNA. The record is from the annotation of a GenBank genome assembly. Lineage: Eukaryota; Bacillariophyta; Bacillariophyceae; Naviculales; Naviculaceae.
GUAGCUAUCAUCUAUGCCUAACAGCAAGGGCCACCUCGAUCUUCCAACAAAGAAAGACUGGAUAUCGCCCAAGACAGCUCAAACGCCACAGGGAUUGCAUGCACUCCGAUUACUCCAAUGCCUCCGUGGUUUGUCUCCUUGAUGCAUCCCGUUGCGAACAUGUUGCUAACAGUGUCAUGCAAAUGAACUGCUGACUUCCAAGCACACAACUUCUUGGCGAAAGCAGUGAUCUCGUACUGUAGAACGCGCUGUCCUCGCAGCAGCUUUAUCGACGCUCCAGCCAGAAAUGUGCUGAUUAAUACAAGAGGAACACGAGGUAUGCCUGAAGCAAACUGGUUGAGAAGGCGCCGCUGAUGGGCUAACCGAGGGAGCAUCUUCUGCCUCAAGCUCCAAAACAAUGAUGGCGAAUGCAAUCGAUUCAUCAUUCUGCUUCAAUCGAUUGAACCAUGAAGUCAGGGGAGGGUACUGAGUGGAUUGCGACCGCACGCAGCGUACCCAAACGGUAUCCGGGAGACGGUCCCUUCCACACGUUCGAGGCUCGCCUACUAACGAACCUCCCGAUGCAACCCGAGGCCGACGACCGCCCCUCAUGUACCAAAACGUCCGCCCUGGUGCGCUACGUUUCUUGGUUGUGGUCAGCGGUAUAACCAGGGAAACUACUUCAAAGUUGCUGCCGAAGAGCGAAGAACCACGCACGACACCUAGCUAGCAAACAUAACCACUGCACCUACUACGAGUAAGGUAGUCUAUGUUUACAUAUCAAGUGACUGUCGCUUCUCAAUGCGAAGUGGAACCCCAUCCUUUGGGUAUGGCAAAAUACCCUGCAGUCGCAAUUCCAACUUGAAGUCUGGGACGGGGAGAACUUUUAGAUGUUUCAAUACAUUGGCCAAGACAAUGACCGCCUCCUGCAAGGCAAAUUUUGCACCAGGACAGGAUCGUCCUCCUGAAACAUGAAACAGACAGUUUUCAUAUUAGAAGCAAUCUCCAAGAUAAUAGGAUCGCACGAACGGAAAGCAAUCUUGCGUCACCGCACAAGCAGCGCACUUACCAGCUGAAAAAGCAAAAAAGGCAUCUGGAUUGCCCGCAGGAAUGCUUCCCUUCGAAGGUUCCGCAUCCACCUUGUAUGCUCGUUCCUCCCACAGUUGACCAUUGUUAGCAGAGGAACUACUAGUACUUGACACUCGCUGAGCCCAACGCUCUGGAUGGAAUUCAUCUCCCUUGGGAAAGAUGGAUUCAUCUCUUUGCAUGACAAAGAUGGGUACGUUCAUGUGAGUGCCAACCUGGGCAACAUAGCCACUCGCCAGCUGAAGAGGCUUUGUAAGCGUCCGAGCGACAGUAAACGCUGCCGGGUAUAGUCGCAGAGCCUCUUUGAUGACCCCCAUGCAAUAGCAGAGUUCAUCCGCAUUGGACAAGUCAGAUCCAUUCUUGAGUAAGGACUGUACUUCUUCCAAGCAAUUAUUUUGAAUGUCGGGAUAAAUACUCAGCGAGUGGAGCACCAUUGUAAGUGUUGUGCUGGUUGUGUCGUACGAGGCAAACAGAAGUGUCAUCAUGACAUCGGAAAGGGCAUCGUCAAGAGCUUUGGCAUCAUCAUGCCCCUUGGCCUUGUUGAUUUCAUGCACAGCAGUCAGCCUUUCCACGAGAUUCUGGUGUUUGGAAUUGCCAUUGGUAGAGGCAGCUUCACCAUUCUCGUUGGCAAUAUAUUCCUUUUGGGCUUUGGUAAGUAGCUCACCAACAAAGCCACGUAGGAUCCCGCAGUUUUCCAGGUGCAGUUUGUUCUGCUUGGUGGGAAAUAUGUUGGGAAACAGAUUCCAAGGAAGGACAGGGCUUUUCAUGCGUAUUGUCAGGUCUUCCGUAAGCAAAUCAAAAGCCUUCACCACUGGUGAUGAUUGCAAAUUCUUGCAGCAGUCAAAGUCAACACCAAAACCAGCUUUCCCAAUUACAUCCAUGGUGACCAUUUUCAUGAGUGGGUGGAUAUUAUCAACUUGCCAGACUUUGUUCUCUGUCUCAUCAAUCCUUUUAAUGAUAGCCUGAGUGAGAUCUUGGGCGACUUGAAAGACGUCUUUUUGCGAGUGCAACAAGAAGGAAGGCACAAAGGUCCUCGCGAUGGCGUCCCUGUGGAUUCUCCAUUCCCUUCCGUUCAGUCGAAUCAAGCUCUUUUCACCAAGGAUGAAGGAAAUAUACCUGGCUACAACAGGAAUAGUUUCUCGAUUGGAUUCUCGGAGGAAAACCUUGCGCGCAUCUUCCACUUUCAACACACCAAUGACUUUCUUGUUGCCAAACCAAUAUCCGACGAGCCCGUCUUUGUUGGCACUAUCUCGAUUGACGGUGUAUAGGUUCUGCGGAAAUUUAUUUGCGUCAAACAGCAUCUUGACGUGGCCAAAAAACCAGUGACUUUGGGGAGGCAUGGGCAAAUCUGGGAAGGGUUUCUUGGCUUCCAAUAGUGUGCGGUAGUGAUUCCACAGCAUGUAAAGACCGAUGGGUAGCAAAACGAUUGCCAGGGUAGGCACCCCCAAAGCUUCAUCUGAAAAGGAGAACGCCAUGAUAAACCAACAGCAGUUACUGACUGCCUUUGUGACGACAACAACAACAACAACAAUAAUCCAUACCGAUAGAUGCUCUCUUGAAGCGACCGGUAGUGUGGCAAAGCGCUCUUGGGAUGAUGAGGUGGUGCGUGAAACCGAGAUGGCAAGUUGAACCGAUGAAAAGCAACGGCGACUUGAAUGAGAAAGAAAGGUUUGAAGACAUUCAUCCGUGCAUACCAACGGCCAAAGGUGCGUCCUUGAACUGAAAGUGACGCGCAACUUUACCGUUUCCGUUUGGUCUCCCCUUUCCCAAGACACGUCAAGAAGCUUGUUUGGACUAUCAAGCAUCCAAACUGGCUUCUAAAUCUCGAAAAGAGUGACGCUCUCCAGACCGUGCUCGCUCUGGAGGUUAAAAUCGACCUCUCCGAGCUUCAGUAGUCGCCGGGGUGUGGAGCGGCAGACUCGCCAUCUCAAGAGUUUAUGCUUUGGAGGGAGCCACACCGUCCAGAUGCUGCUCCGACCAGCCGGGCAAGGUGGACUCUAUCCCUGGUGCUGCGCCGCAGGACAGCACUGCACUCGUUAUGUAACCGCCUGGCUGUUGCACCGUCGACUCGAUCUAAUCAAUCCAUCCCGCAGGUAGUGUUUGUGAGGGUUGUCUUAUUGUAGUACUUGAUCAGGUCCCUUUGCUUCCAAGCUACGUGCUGAAGGAAAAAGGCUGGAAGGGACCGUGAGGAGGAAGAGUUGGCAGCCAGCUGGCCCACACGAUGGAUCACCAACCGACUCGCAACAGUGAGGAGGCGAGGAGGAGAUCAGGGAGUGGUGUCGAUCCAUCGAGGGGGCCGCCAACUGCUACGGGCAAUCUACGUAGAUACAGUACUGAAGAGUUUAGUGAGGAGGGUCAACCAAGUCCUGAUCGUCGAAUUCUUGCCAUCACAGACGACAACAUGAAUGAUGAUAGUCUUUCCUUUCCGACUGCUAGAUCAUACUCAUGGGAGUCUCAGAGCGAUGGCGAGGACCGUGGUGCCGCUGGGGGAAGAAGCUCAGCCACGCGCCGAGAUCAGCGCAAAUUUGACAUGACAACACCCACCUUGAUUGAUGAGAUGGACGAUAUUGAAGAAGAGGAAAUGAUACGUCUCCAGAGAGCCACGAGGUUUCGGGAGGAACAACAACGGACGACUACUAGUACUACUGCUGCAGGUGGAGUGACAGUCAUUAAGGAUGAGUCCUCUUUGAGGCGAACGCCUGGGGCAAGCAUGUAUCAGUCCAGUAUGCCUGAGGAACAGAUCCAUGGGGUUUCGAUGAGGAGAACACCUGGGCCUCCUGAAAUGCUCCGCUCAGCUGCACCAGGGACUAGUACCACACCCCACCAACACCACCAGGAACAAGUAGACGAGUCUGGUCUGUUGGGAUUUGGACUGACGCUCUCAACACCAGUUGCCAGCACAAACAGGGCCAGAAGUAGUGAACCAGGAGAUAAGUGGGACAGGGCAUCCUCUGUUUCAUCUCAAUCCACACCCCCUAGAAACAAUCAAUCCACUGCCGACAGCAUGGCGUCACAGCAGACGAGUAGGCCUCCCAGGGCACCAGGGAUGCCCGCGCGUCCGCAAGAAAGACAACAACAGCCACAGCAGCAACCGGGAGAGUUCACGUUCACUCCAUGGACAACUCUAGCCAAAGGGACGCCUUCACAAUUUGAAAGUAGAUACGGGGCCUGCUCACCCAACACAAUGAGGCUGACAGAAGAUCUGGGAAAUCUUUUAUUUGAUGAGGAAGAUAGCUUUGACCAGGGAAACCAGCAAAUCUUUCGGGGACCUGCUGAUCAACAAAAGGCAGCAGACUCUGGGGUAGGCGAUCAUCAGCGAGAACCAACAGCGGAAAGUUGGACAUCUUCGUACAUUUUUAAAAGCGAACAUGUUGGGGACAUUCCAUCGAGGGUUCCGCGAAGUUCCGUGGGUAGGGGGGGUCGAAGGGGCAGGCAUGACACCACUAGUAGACGAUCCAGAGGGCAUGGCUCGAGGCAUACUAGCGAGGAUCACGGGCACCAGCAACAACAACAGGUCGCCUCCUUUCUACCAUAUGCUCAACAACCAAAGCCUGUGCGAACCAUGCAUCCUCCAUCGCUGGGAAAUCCUUUCUUGUCGGGCGGUUUUGAUUCUUCGAAUGCCGGAGCAUAUAUACCAAAGGACAAUCCUGGACAACAACAACAACAGCAACAACAACAGCAACAACAACAGCAACAACAACAACCACCACCUAGGUUUUUCUUUGGAGGCGCAUUUGCACCGCCAGCGAAAGAUGGUAACGUUGGUUUCAGACCUCCUGCCCCGGCACCAGCGAGGCCACAGCGAUCGGGAAGCGCCGAUAGAAGUAACUUGUUUUCCAACCAGCCUCAGGUUCACCAUUUUCCGAGAAGGUCACCACAAAGCUUUGCUGACACCCGUCAGUCUGCGAGCGGCGGUUUCCAGAGUCACUCCUUUCAGCCUCUCCCGGCUAUGGCUGCUCGCUCUAGAGAAUCGCCGUUUCAAUAUCAGUUUCCGUCUCCAAGUCCUGUGAACUCACCACCACCUUUUGGAUUCCCGUCACCCAAUCCGUUCAACCAACCUCCGCCCGGAAUGCAAGCUACGGCUCGUGCCCACCAUCCUACGCCAAUGCAGCCCAGCAAUAACGCCCCACCUCAGGUUCAGUCAUCAUCCGCUCAUAUGCAGCGCCCCACGGCAACGCAGCCGACAGCUCACCCUCCACCACAGCAGUCGGCUAGUCACGCUCAACGCGUCAAACCCAUGCAGGCAACAGCACAUGAGUUCUUUCCCAUGACUACCCCCACACCCGAAGAUAGGCCCGUCAUGCCACAGUUCUCUCCCCAGCAGAGCUGGCCAGGGGCUGCGCCUGCCCAGUAUGGUUCUAUGCCUGUGACGAGCCACGGAAACUGGCCAGGGACUGCCGCAUGGCCUUCGAGUGGUGACUACGCUUAUGUUGUACCGGUCCCUCAGCCUCAGCCUCCAAGGGCAGAGUCUCGUUCUGGACCCUCUCCAGCACCAUCUCAAGCUUCGGCACACGGCGCCGACAGGCCACCUCAACCAAGCCCCAGCAUUGUAGCAUCUUCGCCGUCGCCUCGGCUGGAGUCUUCGCAUCCCGUUGCUUCGAGUCCAUCGCCUGUAUUGAGCGCACCGAGUCCUGCACGUCAGCAAUCGGCCCAGCAGCAGCGGCAAAAGAGCUCCCGGAAAGGACAAGGACGUCGUGGGUCCAAGCAAACCAAACCCGAAAAGCAAAAGAAGCCUGAAGGUAGUACCGCGGCGGCGCCUGCAGCUGUCGUUCCAGCCAAUCCCCGCAAAUCGACACCCGUGAACACCGGUACAACGUCGAGCGCCGGAGGAACAAGCGGUGGCAACAUCAAAAAGAAGAAGAGUGGUAGCAAAGGGAGAGAUAGUCAGACUCCAGAAUUGACGGCCACUGCCAGUGUUGCUUCGUCGCCAGCGCCAACACCGACGCCCGCAACUACGUCUACUGUCGCCAUUCCGGCAAACGAUCCGCAGGCUGCAGAAGAAACCACGCUUUCGGCUUCCGAGGAGCAAGCAGAAUCGAAGCGAUCAGAGCUCAUUGAAAGCCCCGCAACACGCUCGGCCUUUAAAGAUUUCUAUCGCCGUUUUCGUUCUGAGGAGCGUUCGUCUUUUCAGGGAGCGGAAGGCUUUGCGAUUCAAUCCUUGGGCGACGGUACUUUGCCUGAAAAGGUGCAUUGGCGUGUCUAUCUAGAGCUCGCGGACCUUGCGAAGCGCUCGAAUCGAUUUGCUGAUGCUCGUCGGCUCUAUCAGCAAGUGUGUCAGCUGCAGCCGUAUGCGAGCCAGGGUUGGCUAGAAUAUAGCAAACUGGAGGAAGAAUGCGGCCACCUCAACCGUGGGGCACGAAUACUGCGUGCAGGAUUGGAGUACUGCGAAUACAGCGAGAACUUGCUGACUCGUGCCAUUAAACACGAGGAAAAGAUGGGAAACCUGGGACGAGCUAGAGAGUUGUUGGCUCGACUAAAGCACGUGGGCAUUGAGAAAGUUUGGCGCACAGUGUUGGAAGGGGCGUUGCUUGAGGCGAGAGCUGGAAAUGCCGUGAUGGCCCGCCGUGUGUUGAAAUAUUUGAUGCAUCACGUUCCCUGGUACGGACCUCUCUACUUGGAAGCCUACCGCCUGGAGAGAGACCUAGGGCGAACGAUUGAGGCCCUACGUGUUGUCGAGCGCGGUCUUGCGGCGAUUCCGCGUUACGGGCCGCUUUGGUUUGGUGCAUUCCGCCUCUGCGAGGAAAUCGACAUCACCGAGAAGCAAUACCAUUUGCCCAGGACGAUGGCAAUGAUCGAUCGCGCGACGUUGAGUAUUAGUAAGGAGCUCAUUUGGAAAGUUCAUCUAGAUGCGGCUCAGAUGCUGGAACGGGCCACUCUCGACCAACGGUCAGUUACCCACGAUCCCUCCACCAACAAGGAAUCGGAUUAUCCGGCGUCUACCUUGGCACACUGUCGCAAUCGUUUUGCCAUGACGGUCCUCAACUGCCCACCCAACUUGCGCUGGAAAGUUUGGCUUGCAGCUGGCAGAUUGGAAAUUGCCAUUGGCAACAUCAACAAAGCUCGCAAACUGUUUCUACGUGCGCAUCAGGUGGUCCCCGAAAAGGGGCGUGCAACAACUCUAUUGGAAUGCGCCAGGCUGGAAGAAUUCAGCGGAGAUCUCGGUCUAGCACGAGCCAUUCUUUGUCGCAGCAGAGUUGACUACGGCACCGACUGGAAGGUGUGGCUAGAGAGUGUGCUCUUGGAAAUCCGAGAUGGUGACCACGAAAGAGCCAUUGAGCUCGCCAAAGGGGCGCUCGAAAUGCAUCCAGGGACGGGACGACUUUGGGCUGCCUUGGUACAACUUCGAUUCUUUGAAGGGGAAGAAGAGGCGCAGUUUCUGUCUCUUCAGCAGGCCUUGAAUGCAGUCCCUAAAAGUGGGGAAGUGUGGUGCGAGGGAGGUAGAAUCCACUUGAAUCCCUUCUCCCGAACCUUCAAUUUGGAACGUGCGAGGCGUCACCUCUUCUUUGCGACAAAAUUCACACCUCAAUACGGCGACAGCUUCCUCGAAUCUUUGAGGCUGGAGUUGGUUGAGCAGUGGAUUGCACCAAUCGCAGAUUUGAUCUGGAUGACGUCAAAAGGAGCAGUUCUGGAUUCUGAGGAAACAGACUUCCACAAUCAGCUGCAAGAGUACUUGCUACGACUUUUCGUGGCGCUUGUUGCUUUUUGCGGAGAAGGCACCACAACGAAGGAAUCGAACGCUGAUGCGAGGCUGCGCGAAAUCAUUGAUAGCCAGACACUGCCACAGAUUAUUGACCUGUUGGAAGCUGGCUACGAAAGUGCCUCGGUAGACUUGGCCGAUUUGGAACUGCGUUGUGCCAAUGCGGAUCCCAACUAUGGCUUGCUGUGGUUCCACUGCCGCCAUGGCCCAACGGACACCGCGCGGAAGAUUCUCACUCGAGCGACCGACAAGGUUGUCUCUGAGCUGCGCAAGUUCGUUCCGAUAUACAUCGUAGCGCUGGUUCGCUAUGCUGCCGUCACUGGCAUGAUGGACACGGAAAAACAAUCUGAGGACGAUGCUGCUUGGGAGGACCGCGUCGACGAGAUCCUUCUGGCAGCACCGUCGCUCCAGGAAAUUCUGAAAAAAGAUGACAUUGUAGAGAAGAACCAGGACGGAGGCGUGUUGUUUUUGGAAAACAACAUAGCCGGAUCCACUUUUUCCACCGGGCUGACUGAACUCAACAGACUUCAGCCCGUAGGGGAGCUUUCAUUGAACGACAGGAGAAAAGCAUUGUUCGGGACUGAUGCACUCUUUUCGUGA